Molecule: messenger RNA, 582 nt
Organism: Scheffersomyces amazonensis
Lineage: Eukaryota; Fungi; Ascomycota; Pichiomycetes; Serinales; Debaryomycetaceae
Exons: 1
Coding region: 1-582 (193 amino acids)
Source: RefSeq, a predicted model, not a curated record
AUGAUAAUGUCAGAACGAAUAGGAUAUAUUUCUACUUUACCCUCAUCUGGGUCUUUAGAUAAUCAAGACUGUAACAAAAUAUGUCAAUGGUGCUGUUGCAAUUGCUACCAAAGCUAUGGCUCAAUAUUAUACACAUCUGCUUUGCGGCCUCCAAUAUCUCCCUUAUCUCCAACACACAGAGAAGUUCACAAUCUUUUGUAUUAUAGCCAAUUGGCAUACGGAAUACAUGAUAUCACUGAUAUUCUGUCUGAGUAUCACCAACACGAUCAUAAAGUUACUUCCGAUAAUAGUAACUUAUGUGAAGCACCUCUGAGUUCCUCCCAGAAUACUAAUACACCGGAAUAUACGCAUGAACUAGUGACUUCACAAAACUCCUUUUCUUCUAACAGAGAUACCCCUAAAAGUAUUUCAGCACUAAAAUUGCACUUACAAGAAUCUGCUGGCAGUAGUACAGAGCAAUCCACUGUUUUACGCAACCCCAAUAUCAUAUUAAAAGAGCCAACUAGAUUUAAUUGCCAUAGAUGUAACCAUAUGAUGUGUCCCUAUUGUCCUAAAGUUCGAAUUAGAGACUUGCAACGUUGA